This is a messenger RNA of Osmerus eperlanus (European smelt), 6759 nucleotides long. It is a transcript of the gene nlgn2a, whose product is annotated as neuroligin 2a. Lineage: Eukaryota; Metazoa; Chordata; Actinopteri; Osmeriformes; Osmeridae. The record is from RefSeq and is a predicted model, not a curated record. Bases 1 to 1998 code for a protein of 665 amino acids. Gene Ontology annotation, biological process: postsynaptic membrane assembly; neuron cell-cell adhesion; synaptic vesicle endocytosis. The transcript has 6 exons. Gene Ontology annotation, cellular component: synapse; plasma membrane; cell surface. Gene Ontology annotation, molecular function: neurexin family protein binding; signaling receptor activity.
AUGAACCGAGCCCCCCCUCCACCCCCACCCCCCACCCCCCACCCCAUCCAUGGCCGACGGCGACACGCGUCCGUGCCCCGCCUGCAGCACCGGCCGGGUCAGGGCGCGGACGCGGGGAACGCGGCGCCUCCCCGGCCGAGGCGCGUCCCGUGGAGGACCCCUGACCCGCGCGUGGCGGUCAGGGGCGGUCGGUUCCUGAGCACAGGGGACCAGUCCGCUAAGGGGAACUACGGCCUGCUGGACCAGAUCCAGGCGCUGCGCUGGCUCAACGAGAACGUCGGGCACUUCGGCGGCGAUCCCGAGCGUAUCACCAUCUUCGGGUCGGGCGCCGGGGCUUCCUGCGUCAACCUGCUCAUCCUCUCCCACCACUCUGAGGGGCUGUUCCAGCGGGCCAUAGCCCAGAGCGGCUCCGCCAUCUCCAGCUGGUCCGUCAACUACCAGCCCCUGAAGUACACCAAGAUCCUGGCCCGCAAGGUGGGCUGCACCUACACUGAGACGGCCGACCUGGUGGACUGCCUGAGGAGGAAGAACUUCCGGGAGCUGGUGGACCAGGACAUCCAGCCGGCCCGCUACCACAUCGCCUUCGGGCCCGUGGUGGACGGAGAUGUGGUGCCGGACGACCCGGAGAUCCUCAUGCAGCAGGGGGAGUUCCUGAACUAUGACAUCCUGAUCGGGGUGAACCAGGGAGAGGGCCUGAAGUUCGUGGACGACAGCGAGGACAAUGACGGCAUCUCCGCCGCAGCUUUCGACUACACCAUCUCCAACUUUGUGGACAACCUGUAUGGCUACCCCGAGGGUAAGGACAUCCUGAGAGAGACCAUCAAGUUCAUGUACACGGACUGGGCCGACCGCGACAAUGGGGACAUGCGCAGGAAGACCCUCCUCGCCCUGUUCACCGACCACCAGUGGGUGGCGCCGGCGGUGGCCACGGCCAAGCUGCACGCCGAGUUCCAGUCGCCCGUCUACUUCUACACCUUCUACCACCACUGCCAGACGGAGACGAGGCCCGAGUGGGCGGACGCGGCGCACGGCGACGAGAUCCCCUACGUGUUCGGCGUGCCCAUGAUCGGCGCCACCGACCUGUUCCCCUGCAACUUCUCCAAGAACGACGUGAUGCUCAGCGCCGUGGUGAUGACCUACUGGACCAACUUCGCCAAGACCGGGGAUCCCAACCUGCCGGUCCCCCAGGACACCAAGUUCAUCCACACCAAGCCCAACCGCUUUGAGGAGGUCAUCUGGACCAAGUUCAACUCCAAGGACAAGCAGUACCUCCACAUCGGCCUGAAGCCUCGCGUCAAGGACAACUACCGGGCCAACAAGGUGGCCUUCUGGCUGGAGCUGGUGCCCCACCUCCACAGCCUCCACGAGGAGUUCAUCAGCUCCACCACCACCCGCCUGCCCCCGGGCCCUGGCCAGGGCCCCGCCCACGGCACGGCCCGCCCCGGCCCCCGCCCCACCCGCCGGCCCUACCCCACCUACCCCUCCGACCCGGACCCCGAGGACUCGGAGGGCCCGCUGAGCCCCUUGUUCCCCGGCGACAUGCGCGACUACUCCACGGAGCUGAGCGUGACGGUGGCGGUGGGCGCGUCGCUCCUCUUCCUCAACAUCCUGGCGUUCGCCGCCCUCUACUACAAGCGGGACAAGCGCCACGAGAUGCGCCGCCACCGGCUCUCGCCGCAGCGGGGCGGCCCGGCCAACGACCUGGCCCACAGCCAGGAGGAGGAGAUCAUGUCGCUGCAGAUGAAGCACUCGGAGCACGACGCCCACCACGACAUGGAGCCCCUCCGCCCCCACGACAUCCUGCGGCCCGCCUGCCCGCCCGACUACACGCUGGCGCUGCGCCGGGCGCCCGACGACGUGCCGCUCAUGACCCCCAACACCAUCACCAUGAUCCCCAGCACCAUCACCGGCAUGCAGCCCCUGCAGGCCUUCAACACCUACCCCUCCACCGGCCACAACAACACCCUGCCGCACCCCCACUCCACCACCCGCGUAUAGUAGGCAGGAGAGAGGCGGCAGAGCGCCACCUGGUGGACCACCGCCUGUACAGGACCUGGAUGGCUCUCUCUCUCUCUCACGCGCGCGUGCUCGCUCGCUCUCCGGCUCCUCCCUCGAGGACGUUGGCCCCCGGUUACCUGGCUUUGUGUCCCAUGCCUCACGGCGCCCUCUGCUGGGGGGGCAUGCGGAGGUGCGGCUGAACCGCGAGGUGACGGGGGAAGGGGGAGAGGAGUUUGUGGGGGUGUGGAUGUUCAAAGAAACUUUUGAUUAGAUUUUUUUUGAAGAGGGUCUCCCUUUCUCUCAAUCACACUACAGCCCAACACCAGUGGACAUCAGAUCCUUUUAACCGUUUUAGGUUCAUGUUUGUUGUUCUUCUCAUCCCCCUCUCUCUCUAGUCCCCCGUGUGCUUUGAGGGGGACAGGGAGAGGAAAUGAAAAAAGGAGGGUGUUUUGUCGCUACACAGUUUCAAUGACUAUCUCCUCAUUCCUUCUGUCUCUUUCUGCCUCACAUGUGGUUGUCAUUCAUUGUCCUUCUCCGAGCCCUGGAGACCCUCUUGGAAUGUCACAAACGUUUGGAUCCUGCCUGUUGUUUUGGUUUUGAAGCCAGGCUCCCAGUAAAUACAAUUAACAUUAACACUGAUGUUCUGAUCAACUCUCGUUCCACCAGCAUUCAUGGUGCCAAGUAUGAACUCUUGUGGGGUUCCCCAUCGACGGGGCUGAAAUGGGGACAUUCUAGAACCGAGUCUUCUAUAUCGACUGCGGUUCUUGAGGGUACCGUGCUGUUCUACAUGCACUGUAUGCUGGGUGUCGACGGAAAGUGCCAAACCGGCCUUUUCUCUCGUCUUUUUUUUCUUUUUCUUUUUUUUCCAGCCGUACAGUCGUUGCUUACGAUUCUUUUCUUCCUUUUUUUGUGGAAAGAUUUCUAAAUAUAUAGAUAUAGAAUUAUAUAUAUAGUUAUAUAUACAUGUGUACAAAGAAGAAAGUAUAUAACAUGGUUUUCUCAUUGGAGGAUCUAUGCAUGACUUAUUUUUCAAGAUGACGAUGAUGAUGAUAAGGAUGAUGAUGAUGAUGAAGGGGUAGGCGAGAAGGAUACCGGAUAGUCAGUGUUCACAUGUGCACGCUUCUUUGUCAGGGUGGGCAGUUUCUGGUCAGGAACGCCUCCCCAUCCUGCUGUGUUUAAGUGUCAUCUCCACAGAGACCCUCCGAGGUGUCCCUCCCUCUACACAGACCCCUCCCUCUACACAGACCCCUCCCUCUACACAGACCCCUCCCUCUACACAGACCCCUCCCUCUACACAGACCCCUCCCUCUUCACUCUCCCUCUCCUCAACAACACAAACAUGUCAGAGUCACAGUGGGUAAACACCCCAAAAGAUGACACACACCAGUACAAAAAACAAAACAAGGUACGAAACGUCUCUCACACUGGUUACUACUUAGCAGCCUAUGAAGGAGUAGGAGAACGACCCCACCUCCCCCCCCCCCCCACCACCACCCCCACUUCCCAGUAGAUCUCCCCCUGCCUAGGCCUUCACUCCUGUCUCCUUCCCUCCGUUGUCUUCGAGUGGUGCGUGUUCUCCAGAUCAAGUUCUCAGCUCCAGUGUCGGCCGGUCGGCCCCAGCUUGGCUUCAUCACUUCAGAUGUACGAGGAGCAGGCGGCUCACUUCCUCUCUCCUUCCCUCUUUUCAUUUUCCCUCUCGCGCUCUUCCCUACUCUGGCUGCCUGUGUUUCUAUUUCCAGCACAUACAUAUUCUGUUUGAUGAGCGAGUGUGUGUGUGUGUGUGUGUGUGUGUGUGUGUUUGUGUGUGUGUACUGCAGCAUGUCAGAAUUGCUUCACAGGGGCAUAGGUAGGCCUAAUUAGAGAGCACAGACAGGAUGAUGGAGUGAGUGUGUGAGAGAGAGAGAGAGAGAGAGAGAGAGAGAGAGAGAGAGAGAGAGAGAGAGAGAGAGAGAGAGAGAGAGAGAGAGAGAGAGAGAGAGAGAGAGAAGGAGAGAGAGAGAGAGAAACAGACAGACAUCCCAUCUCCGAGGCUAACCCCCAUGCCGUCACAAUCCCAGACUUCGAAAUAACAAUCCAGUUGUUUACCCCUAACCCAUUUUAUACCUUCCACCCUUUCGUUCAGCUUCUCCGUCCAGCUCUCCACGCUCUGUAUACCCAGGGGGCAGGCAGGCUAGCUCCAGUCUGCAUCACUGAGCAUCUCAUAUCCAGACCACCUACCAGACGUCACGACUGCACCACACACAGGUAACACCAAGCACACCUGGCCCCGGCUCUGUCAGCAUCUGUCAGAGGAAGAGGAGGGGGAUGAAGAGGGAGGAAGAGGAAUUGACAAUCCCUCGACCAGGGUACUGUAGGAGCAAAAUGAUUGACUUGUCCUUUUCCGUUCCUCCCUCUUCUCCCUUUUUGGGUUUAUUUUGGUACAUAUGGGAGAGACUUGAUUUCUUUUAUGUAAUGUCAUGUGACAGGGGUCACGGGUCAUGUGCUAAACCACCACGGCAAAACGGCGACCUGAUCCACAGCUCAUGUUGAAGAUGGAAACUUUAGCAAAUGUGUCUCGUGUCUGCUUGUGUUAUAGCUUUCAGUGUUUGGUUGGUUUCUAGUUUACUACUGCCUGAUAUCCUGGCAUAGGAGCCAGAGCUUGAACUGGUACCAGGCUGACAUUUUGUUUUAAUAGUACUGCAGAUAAAUCCUAUUGGACAACAAGCUAUGUCCUGGGAGACUUUGGACCGAGAGACUCUGGGAAAGCAUCUAGGUUGUUGCAGCCUUGAACUCACCGAAAGGUCUGACAGAGAGAGAGAGAGAAGGCUGGAGGGUCGGAAGGCAAUAUGGACCUGCAACAUUUGCUGCCAUCUUGUUAAGGAUUAGCGAGUGUGUCAGUUAUUUCCUGUCCAGGGUCCAGGUGCCCCCCCCCCCAGCCUCUGUGAACUGUUUUAUACGUACUCUGUUGAAAAGAGGACAAUAGGUGGUUGGCAAAGAGAAAUGACGGUACCACCAAAAUCGACACCAAUUCAGCAACUGGAGAUGAACAGCAACAGACUAUUUCCUUUUCUGUCUUCUUUUCCUUGUCUGUUUUCUAAGCUUCUAACACUAGGGGGCGCCACAGUGGGGGAACUCAGCAGAGCUACCCCCCUUGCACCAGUGGAAGCUCCAACCACCAGAGGUCAUGCACAGAGAUCAUGGAGAGACACGUCUGGCAAAAGAGGGGCAUAACUGUACAUUUUUAAGUGUAACAACAAACAGACAAAAAUAUUUGUAAAUAUUAAGUUUCUUGUUUGUUUUAUGAGUGAAUGAACGAUAUUUAGUUUGUGACAAUUAUCAGACAACAGGUGCAAGUUGAUGAGGGGAGCCCUCCGCAGGUAUUAUCUCAACUGACAUCAGACAGCUCACUGUUUUCUUUCGUGGACCCAUUCUAAGGGGUCUCCUCAUACACUAGAUUCCGGUUCCUUCCGGUUCUGUUAGUUCUGUGGUGUUCUGGCCGUACACGCGUAGAUAAGAGUAUCGAUUAUGGUCUGUGAUUCUGAACAACAUAAAGAGUAAGAUGUAUGUAGCGUCAUAAUGACUUUUCAUCUGGUCAAAUUAAGCACCAAGUAGCAGGGAUUCAUCUCCACCCUGUGGCCCCCUGGGAAAUGUGGUUUUUAAACCCAAUUCACAAAGUAGGGUAUGCAUAGAAGAUGCCAGGGCCUUUUUUUACAGUACAUGGUCAGAUUUCUCACCCAUGAUGUCGGAUACCUUCCCCUUGUGGUACAGAGCUUACUCUCUCACAUGGUGGAAGUCUGCCUCCGAAGCUCACCUGUAGCCACAGUGUCACAGAUGGAGAAAUGAGGGCUUUUACAACCUAAGAUGCCUCGUAUCCACAUAGGAGAUCACACAGACGGCUCUAAUGUCCCAUCCGGUACACUGUGUUACAAUGUGUGUGUGCCCAUGAACAGUAGUGGUAUACCUCUGUAUGAGGGGUGUUUGUAUGUGUGUUUUGUAUGUGUAAAUGUGCACGUGUGUGUGUGUGAGUGUGAGGUAGAAAGACAGGAAGAUAUAGAGGAUUGAUUUCAGUACCUACAGUAUAUAUAGUCCAUUUUCUUUGGCAGAGAUUUAGUAGUAUUCUUAAUUUACUUUAACAACUUAAAACAUGUGACCUGACCAAAUGAAAUCCAUAUUGGAUUUUAGUGUGCUAUUCCUCAUCAUACCUUGAAGAAAUUAGUUUCAGCGUGGUGUAGUGACCACAAUUUAUUUGUACUUUUAACUGACAAACUGUGUUUCUCAUUACAGCAGUUCAUCUGCAGAUCUACCAUUUUCUGGGUGGGAUGACAGGUCAUAAACAAGGUAGCAAAAAUACAGGAUCAAAGCAGCUGAACUUCCUGUAUGGUCUGACCACGCCUCUGGCAUCUUUGGCCAGAGCUAUAGAGUACAUAGCAGUAGGCCAGUUACACUGAAGCACAUAAUAAUAAUGAUAAUAUGUUUAAUUUUUAUGUCCAACACCCCUGGGAUAGGCUACACACCCUAAACUAGAUGUCUGUUCUGUCUGCAUAGGAAAUUUGCACCUGUUGUCUUGUUUUUACUUUCUUUGCUGAAUUCUGAAACCCAAGACUUGAGAUGAAGAACAAUGUUAAUAAUGGAGUUUAAAAAAAUAUGAUUAUUAUGAAGAAAAAAAAAAAGUUAAAGAUAAACUUAUAUAAAUAAGGUGAUGAUAUUUCUGUUUACUUUAGAAGUUAUUACACACUGUAUGCUGUGAUUCUGAUCCGGAGAUCAUUAAAGACAGUCUUCAUA